Molecule: messenger RNA, 882 nt
Organism: Saccharomyces eubayanus
Lineage: Eukaryota; Fungi; Ascomycota; Saccharomycetes; Saccharomycetales; Saccharomycetaceae
Gene: MBA1
Product: Mba1p
Exons: 1
Coding region: 1-882 (293 amino acids)
Biological process (GO): inner mitochondrial membrane organization; protein insertion into mitochondrial inner membrane from matrix
Cellular component (GO): mitochondrial inner membrane
Molecular function (GO): ribosome binding
Source: RefSeq, a predicted model, not a curated record
AUGCUUCAGAAAUCUAGCAGAAUCGCUCCAAACUACGCUUAUGAGAUGAACCUACUAAAACCUGCAUAUUUUAACUCUCCCACAAAGUCUUUGUUGAUAUCAAUCAAUAGACAACGACUAUUUACAACUUCGCGGUUGACUUUAAAUAAGGAAAGUGAACCCACAGAAAAGAAAGACAAAAGCAAACAGCAGGAUUUCAAUCCUAGGCAUUUGGGGGUUGCAUCAGAAGUAUUCAUUCCUUCAGCCUACAAAAAUCUUCCUAGCGUAUUUACUCAUCCCCUUAUUGUUGCGAAUGCCUUAGUCAGAAGACUUUACACUUUUGGCUUAAACUCUGUUCAAGUUGCGUUAUUUCGUUUCCAAUCGGGCAUUAAACCAUCUUUCUUACUCUGGAAAAACAAAGCUAUUGAGACGUAUGUUAAUGUAAAUACAUCAUUUGCUCGUAAAAAUCUAUCGGAAAUAAAAGGAUCUGUCUCAUUAUGGGUUCAAGAGGCCCUAGAAGCCAGAUCCCGUCAACUGCCAAGCAAUGCCACAUUAGACUGGCAAUUGAUCAAGUUCAAUGCUGUUCCGAAAUUGGUAUCCAUACAACCCAUCAUGGUCCCUGGAAUGCCCCUAGAACACUUACAAUUAAUAUAUAAACUCGAUACAAAACAAAGACUAAUCAACGUCAAUCAACAAACCAAGAAAAGCGAGAUAUUGGAUCGCGAUGUUGUGGACUAUGUUGCCUUUUUAUGUGAUGCGACGACCAAUGAUAUGAUAUUGAUGGGGUCUUUAUUUGAAAAUAAGCCGAAUGAUAAACUACCAAAGAGUCAUGAAGAUGACACGAAAGUUGCCAUACAUAGAAUGAAGGUUAAUGGAGACAUAUAUCGUUUGCCUUCCCAUUAG